Molecule: messenger RNA, 1368 nt
Organism: Cyphellophora europaea CBS 101466
Lineage: Eukaryota; Fungi; Ascomycota; Eurotiomycetes; Chaetothyriales; Cyphellophoraceae
Product: 3-carboxy-cis,cis-muconate cycloisomerase
Exons: 2
Coding region: 1-1368 (455 amino acids)
Molecular function (GO): catalytic activity
Source: RefSeq, a predicted model, not a curated record
AUGAGUAGCGUACAAGACUCUAUCAUCUUCGGCAACAUAUUGUCAACGCCCGAGUCGGCCGAAAUCUGGUCAGACCACACGAGGACGCAGUACUACUUGCAGUUUGAAGCCGAACUCGCCACAGCCCAGGCGCAACUUGGGAUUAUCCCGGCGUCAGCUGCCAAGCUCAUCGUCAAGCAUUGCGACGUAAAGUACAUUGACUUUGCAGAGCUAAAGAAGGAGACCGAGCUUGUCGGCUAUCCUGUGCUAGGAGUUGUGAAGCAGCUCGUCAAAAAAGUCAAUGAUGUGGAAGCCGGGACAGGAGAAUGGGCUCAUUGGGGGGCCACGACCCAAGAUGUUACUGAUACAGCUACAGUCUUGCAACUACGAGACACCUUAGAGCUUAUCGAAGUCUCGCUGGCCAAGGCCAUCUCAGCCCUGAAGUCUCUAGCAUCAAAGCACAAGGCCACUCCUAUGCCUGCUCGAUCUAAUCUCCAGCAAGCAGUCCCUACUUCAUUUGGCUUCAAACUUGCACGUCUCCUUGCCACGCUCCUACGCCACCGACAACGCCUCGAGACCCUCCGCACCACAUUACUGACCCUCGAGUUCUCUGGAGCGGCCGGUACACUUGCAACACUCCCUCCAACCACAUCCUCUCCAGCGCUUGGUCUGGACUGUCAAGCUCUACUCGCCUCAAACCUCAAACUCAAAAGCCCACUCAUCGCCUGGCACACUGAACGCGAUACCAUUGCCGAGUAUGGCGCCUUCUGUGCCUUGUUGACCUCGACUUGUGCUAAGUUCGCGCUUGAUGUCAAGCUCAUGAUGCAGACAGAAGUCGGUGAAGUGUCAGAACCAUACGUUCCACACCGCGGCUCUUCAUCAACCAUGCCCCAGAAACGCAAUCCCAUCUCUUGCGCUUAUGUCACAGCCAUGAAUGCUACCGUCCGUCAACUCAGCGCCAGCCUCUAUGAGGCGAUGGUCGAAGAUCAUGAGCGCAGUACAGGCCCAUGGGAAAUUGAAUGGAUAGUUCUCCCUCAGAUAAGUACCCUGACGCACGCGACGAUAGUCAAGACGGAGGAACUGGUCAGGGGACUGGAAGUGCACGAGGAUGCGAUGAGGAAGAACUUAGACAUAACACAGGGUGCGAUUGUCAGUGAAGCAGUAAUGAUGGGCCUGGCGAAGAAACUGGGAAGACAGUAUGCGCAUGACCUGGUGUAUAAGGUCUGCCAACAGGCGGCGGAGCAGCACAGGCCUAUAAUUGAGCUACUUUGGAAGGAUGAAGAGGUGAAGAAGACUGUGAGUCGAGAGGAGCUCAAGGGUCUGUGUGACCCCGCAAAUUAUCUGGGGUAUUCUGAGACGAUGGUUGACCGAGUGCUAGAGACAUGCUGA